Molecule: messenger RNA, 828 nt
Organism: Cuscuta campestris
Lineage: Eukaryota; Viridiplantae; Streptophyta; Magnoliopsida; Solanales; Convolvulaceae
Source: the annotation of a GenBank genome assembly
CCGGGAAUGAGCGGCUCUUCAAAAAUUUCAAAAAAGCAUCGUUCCCAUCCCCCGCUCCCAAAUUUCAGAUCCCUCCGACAAGAGAAACUCAGACGCUAUCGCCCCGCACAGUGCUCUUAAAAUCAACUGUCAAGCAGCACGUAUUCAACUUCUGCGAGAAUGUCGAGUCGGCAUGAUAAAGAGAAAGGUGUGAAUGUUCAGGUUCUUCUUCGUUGCAGGCCAUUUAGCGAGGAUGAGUUGAGGAACAAUGCACCGCAGGUGGUGACCUGCAAUGACCACCAGAGAGAAGUGUCAGUUUCACAGAACAUUGCUGGGAAGCACAUCGAUAGGGUUUUUAUGUUUGACAAGGUUUUUGGUCCAUCCGCUCAGCAAAAAGAUCUUUACGACCAAGCAAUUAUUCCUAUUGUAAAUGAAGUUUUGGAGGGUUUCAACUGCACCAUUUUUGCAUAUGGUCAAACUGGCACAGGGAAAACUUAUACAAUGGAGGGCGAUUGUAAGAAAUCUAAGGCCACAAGUGACUUAAGUGCUCAUAAGGGAACAAAAAGAUUCACUGUUAUUGGCUUUGGGCGGUUAGUCAAUGCAACUCUCGACAUUCAUCAUGGGUCAUUGGGAAACAGUCGCUUUAUGUUUUAGGGGCUGUUUGGCAACUUCUGAAUGGGUAAGUGCUGAACCAGUAAGAGGUCUGAACCAUUAAGUGCUGAACCAGUAAGAGGUCUGAACCAUUAAGAGCUAGUAUAUUGCUUAACUAUUCAGAGGCAAAUGUCUGAUCAAUUCAGAUAAGAGGUCUUAACCAUUCAGACUCUGUAUAAUACUUAACCAUUCAGAGGC